UUGUUUGUAAUUGUUUUUGAUGUAAAAAAAUGGAUGAGAUAUUCUUCGAUCCGAUGGAGUUCUUGAAGAAACAACCGGUAGCCGACACAUUCGUCGACAUUUUGUUGUGCGCCGUGCCUAUAUGGCUGGCGGUAAUGAUCGGGCUCGCCAUCGGCUGGUCUUGGCGUCCGAGGUGGACCGGCUUGGUUUUCCUCGGCCUAAGAUCGAAGUUCCAGUUCAUCUGGACAGCUCCUCCCGGGUUCGGAGCUCGCCGACUCUGGUUCGCCUUCACCGCACUCUCUGCUCUAUCGGCCUUCUCCAUCUUUCGGAGGAUUUUCUCUAAGGUUAUGAAAGGGAGAUCAAAGAUAUCGGCAGCUUCGGCUUCGGAUUCCGCCGUUCCAUUGCCAUCGCCGCCGCCUCCUACAUUGCGGAUUUCGCUGGAAGGCGCCGCUGAAGCUGAUAGCCGCGGUGGUAAAGCUGAAGAAAUACAGCAGGCUAUUGUCACGGAGAAUGACUUAGCACACCUCUUGCAUUUACUAGAGGCGAAGGAUGGGGAGAUGGAAUGGCAAAGGAUGAUGGAAAGGACUACUUCAAAUACGUCAUACCAAGCUUGGCGCCAAGAGCCUGAGAGUGGGCCUGCAGUUUACCGUAGUAGAACUGUCUUUGAGGAUGCAACUCCAGAAAUGGUUAGGGAUUUCUUCUGGGAUGACGAUUUUCGACCGAAGUGGGACACUAUGCUGGCAUACUUCAAAAUUUUGGAUGACUGCCCUCGUACAGGGUCAAUGAUUGUUCACUGGAUAAGAAAGUUCCCGUUUUUCUGCAGUGAUAGAGAUUACAUAAUUGGUCGAAGAAUAUGGGAGGCUGGAAAGACUUUCUAUUGUGUGACAAAGGGGGUACCAUAUCCUGGUUUGCCGAAGCGUGACAAGCCAAGACGAGUGGAGCUUUUCUUUUCAAGUUGGAUUAUCAGGCCUGUGGAGUCUCGGAAAAGCGAUGGACAGCAGUCCGCAUGUGAAGUUACUCUCGUACAUUACGAAGACAUGGGGAUCCCGAAAGACGUAGCCAAAUUGGGUGUUCGUCACGGGAUGUGGGGAGCUGUGAAGAAAUUGCACUCUGGAAUGAGAGCAUACCAGAAUGAAAGAAAAGCCGAUGCUUCAUUGUCUAGAUGUGCACUAAUGGCAAGAAUAAGCACAAAAUUUUCUUGUGAUGACAACACAAGUUAUCCUGGUCCUGUUUCAAGGGAAGACGAAAAUGAUCAAAGCACCGUUAUUGGGAGGAAGAACAACAAUGGCCUUAACUGGAAGUUGAUCGCCGUAGCUGGAACCGUGGCGCUGGCUUUCGGAUUCCACUCGGGUGCAAUCGGGAAGGCUUUGUUAGUUGGAGCCGUGCAGAGAAAUGGCCGGCGAUGAAUUUAUUUUAUUUUUUCACUUGGUGUGAU
Molecule: messenger RNA, 1414 nt
Organism: Hibiscus syriacus
Lineage: Eukaryota; Viridiplantae; Streptophyta; Magnoliopsida; Malvales; Malvaceae
Exons: 7
Coding region: 30-1385 (451 amino acids)
Molecular function (GO): lipid binding
Source: RefSeq, a predicted model, not a curated record